Messenger RNA from Colletotrichum aenigma, 546 nucleotides. RefSeq lists its product as uncharacterized. The record is from RefSeq and is a predicted model, not a curated record. Lineage: Eukaryota; Fungi; Ascomycota; Sordariomycetes; Glomerellales; Glomerellaceae. The coding region runs from base 1 to 546 and encodes 181 amino acids. Gene Ontology annotation, molecular function: RNA nuclease activity; RNA binding. The transcript is spliced from 2 exons.
AUGUCUCUCAAUGCGUCUCGUCUGCAGACCAAAACAAGCGCUCCCAGCGGCUCGCGUCCACGCACACCUCCUAUUGUCCCAAUGAACUGGGCUUCCGUCGUCUCUCCUAAGGCCGGCCGUUCGGUCAACCACUCCGAGAACUCUUUCAGGAGUCGCAUAGAGCGACAGGAGGAGCCUGAGAAGGCCGAGAGACGUAAGUCUCACGACUCGCACUAUUCUACCGAGUGCGAAGAACCGGAAUACAAACAUCUCAACGCUGCCGACAUACGCCGCCAAGUCCGCCAGGCUCCCUCGGAGUACUACUCUCGCGGCACCUACCCGCACGCCUACAGAAACAAGCCCCCGAUCCCUCUGCAGGCCGAGCCUGCGUGGACGGAGUUCCCAAUGAAGCCUAGCCCGUCCAAGGGCGACCGCGGCAACAACUACACCGGCGGCAAGCCAGGGCCCAUCCGCGCGAUCUACAACGAUGCAGACCGUGACGUGUUCGACGUGGCGUACCACGACAAGAAGCAUCCUAGCCGCGAGCAGGACGAUGGAAGGCCCUAG